Molecule: messenger RNA, 1153 nt
Organism: Pygocentrus nattereri (red-bellied piranha)
Lineage: Eukaryota; Metazoa; Chordata; Actinopteri; Characiformes; Serrasalmidae
Exons: 5
Coding region: 114-638 (174 amino acids)
Biological process (GO): iron ion transport; intracellular iron ion homeostasis
Cellular component (GO): cytoplasm
Molecular function (GO): ferric iron binding; ferrous iron binding
Source: RefSeq, a predicted model, not a curated record
ACUACAGCCUCCGACAUUCGGGCUAUAAUAAGGGCUAAAGGAAGAAGACACGGUCAGUAUACAACAGAACAGCGGGGCGAGAGCUGCUGAAGAGUAAAGCGGAACCAGAGAAGAUGCAGUCAGUGAUCAAACACAAUCUCCACUCUGAGAGUGAAGCAGCUGUCAAUAGGCUGAUCAACAUCAAGCUAACAGCAUCCUACACCUACCUCUCUCUUGGCAUGUAUUUUGACAGGGAUGAUGUAGCUCUGCCAAACUUCUCCAGUUUUUUUCUGGAGCGCUCUGUGAAGGAGAGAGAGCAAGCUGAGAGUCUGCUGGAGUAUCAGAACACAAGGGGUGGAAAAGUCCUUCUUCAGACCAUCGCGAAGCCAAGUCGUGAAGAUUGGAGAGGUGGCCAGGAUGCCAUUUCUUUCUCUCUUGAGUACCAGAAAUCCUUGAACAACUCUCUGCUUGAUAUCCACCGCAUAGCAGGGAAACACACUGAUCCCCACAUGUGUGACUUCCUGGAGAGCCAGUUCCUGCCAGACAGCCAUGAAACCAUUAAGAAACUGGGUGACUACCUCAGCAGCCUGACACGAAUCACCUCCAGCGAGCCCAACGGCCACAUGGGAGAAUAUCUCUUUGACAAACACACUCUGUGAAUAGCUUCCUAAUAGUUAUUAGUACCUCAACAGGCAUCAUUCCUUGAUGAAGAGUGCAAUAGCGUUAGCCAGAUGUUACUCCUGCCAAGUUUCAAACAACAAAAAUGAACUGGAAAGACUGCCUCUCAACUCCUGUCUGUGGAGGCAAAGCCAUAUAAAAUCCCUAAGAAUGAGAUCUUGAGAAAAAAUGUAAUAAGCUAAAAUACCAGCUAUACAUGCUGAAAGUAGUGUGUGGGGAAAGAUUUGUCAGCCCAAAUUAGAUGCCUCAAACUAUGGUGAUAAGUUACAAACCUUGGUGCUAAGAAUCCGUGUGGCUUCAACAAGACUGGCAAGCAGUGUUCUGUGACUGCCAUUUUGUCAUUUUCAUUUCAGGAAAGAGAAAAUUUGUAACUUGGUUUCAAAACUGUUCAUCUCUUCCAUUUCAGAUCAGUCACUGCUGUGCAUUCUGUCAUCUGAUGGGUUCCGUUAAUAUGAAUUACAAAGUUAAAUAAAGUUACAUGAAAUUUACAACAUAA